Molecule: messenger RNA, 624 nt
Organism: Scheffersomyces stipitis CBS 6054
Lineage: Eukaryota; Fungi; Ascomycota; Pichiomycetes; Serinales; Debaryomycetaceae
Gene: CCW14
Product: Ccw14p
Exons: 3
Source: RefSeq, a predicted model, not a curated record
AUGUCGUGGUUUUGUUCUAUUACGCUCAUGGCUCUCGUUAUUGCCUACGUAAAUGCAACUCCUCCAGCAUGUUUCCUUAGCUGUAUUGCUGAAGUUGCCAAAACAUGUCCUCUCCAGAAAAUGGAUAUCACUUGUCUUUGUGCCAAAGAAGAUUCUGUUCUUGGCUGUAUGGUUGAUAUCUGUCCAUAUGGAACAUUCUUCAGUGGAAGAGAUCAUUUCAUUGGUACUUGUAUGGAACACGGCAAACCGUCAAUUUCAAACCCUCAUCCGCCAGAUCCAAUUUACCCGCCAAAAUUAUCUUCAUCUAUUUCUACAAAACCUACUCCAAUUUCUUCUUUCAGCCUGACUAUUACCGACGGCCUUGUUAGCCUUUCAAAACCUGCUAGACUGUCAAUUCAACAAAUCGAAACAGGCAAACCUGAAUCCGACUGCGAUUCUGAUACAGAGUCCGAAGAUGAAUAUAACAGCGACGAAGAUUGUGAAUGGGAAGAAACCCAAUCGGUUGAUGCUGACGGCAAUGUUAUCUUCAUCAGGAGACCUAUCAAUGUGCCGCAGAAGUAUCGCAACCCAAAGAACAACGGCAAAACCCGAAAGGUUAUCAUCAAGAAACCUCCCCAGGAUUAC